CCGUCCGCUCCGGGCCGGGAUGGAGGCGCUGCGCUCGGCGGGCCGGGCCCUGCUGCGGAGCCCCGGCGGGACCCGAGCGCCCUGGGCGGGCGGGCGGCACCAGAAGCUGCCUGAGAACUGGACAGACACGAGGGAGACGCUGCUGGAGGGGAUGCUCUUCAGCCUCAAGUACCUGGGCAUGACCCUGGUGGAGCAGCCCAAGGGAGAGGAGCUCUCUGCAGCUGCUGUCAAGAGGAUCGUGGCCACUGCAAAAGCAAGUGGCAAGAAGCUGCAGAAGGUGACCCUGAAAGUGUCCCCGCGGGGGAUCGUGCUGAGGGACAGCAGCACCAACGAGCUCAUCGAGAACAUCUCCAUCUACAGGAUCUCCUACUGCACAGCAGACAAGAGCCAUGACAAAGUCUUUGCCUACAUUGCCCAGAACCAGCUGAACGAGAGCCUGGAGUGCCACGCCUUCCUGUGCUCCAAGAGGAAAAUGGCUCAGGCUGUCACCCUGACUGUGGCUCAGGCUUUCAGGAUUGCCUUUGAGUUGUGGCAGGCAGCAAAGGAAGAGAAGGAGAAGAGGGAAAGGUCCAUCCUGGCAGCAGGAGGGAGCAGCAGCCCCAGCUCAGCCAGCCCUGCCCCAGCUGCAGCCAGGGGGGCCCUGCUGGAUCUGGGGGGCUCUGCCGGGUCCCCCCGGGGCAGCUCAGAGUCCCCAGAGCUGGAGAGCAGCAGCAGCAGCAGCGAGCCCAGCCCCGGGGGCAGCUGCAGCCUGCACUGGGAAAUGGAUGAUGGUCUGGAUGAGGCAUUCUCCAGGCUGGCCCAGUCCAGGACAAACCCCCAGGUGCUGGACACAGGGCUGACAGCCCAGGACAUGCAGAGUGCAGAGACUCUGUCCCCUGUGGACUGGAACCAGCUGGAGCCCAGCAGGGCAGGGAGGGACGAGCUCUUCAUGUUCUGACAUCCAGGGACCCUGCAGAGGAUUCCUCAGCCCAGUUUAGACCAAAGCUUCCCAAGCCCAACACGGAUUUUUCUACCUUGCUUUUCUCUAAGCCACCAGCUGCUCUUGGAUUUAUUUAUUCACAGUUUACAGAGUUCCUGGAGGUGUGGGGAGCUCCUCCUGGGAGGCAGAGGCAGCUCCCAGUCUCCCAUUCUGGAGCUGGGGGGUUUGCAGCUGCUGCCAGUGUGAGAUCAGAGCUUUGUCCCAGUGGCACUCCCAGCCCCCAGUGGGAACCCAGCUUUUCUAACCCAAAGACUCCAAAGUUUUGCACUUUAAAGCUUGAUCUGAAAGCAGUGGUCUGAGCUGUCAAGGUAAGCAGUGCCUGGAAUUAAUUCUCUUGAGAAGCUUUUAGCCAAAAAGAGCCACUGAGAUCCCAAAGCUCCCUUGGCUUUAAGAGCAGAACCAGCAGGGGGGAGGGUUUGUUCUGCUGGCAGGGGCAGAAAUCCACAUUCCCAGGAUUUGUUCCUGCCUCGGGGGUGGGACUGGAGCAAUUCCUGUCCUGGGGGCUCAGGAAGCUCCAUCCCCCCAGGGCUGAGAGCAGCAGUCAGGUGUGAAGCUCUUGCUAAUUAAAAAAUGAGAUUUAACGAUCCUGGAUGGAUCCCUGACACCUCACAGCGUUUGUGGCCUUAUGUGAAGUGUACUAAUCUGUUUUAUAGAUUUGUAACUUGGGUUGGAAGCACUAAUUCAUUCCCCAGGUAGCUCUUUAGAACUCCUGGCAGGAAGGGGGAAAAAAAUAAAAAAAAAAUCCCUCUCUGUCAGUGUAGGGAUUCAUUGGGAAGCAGCUGAGUGACUCUGACUUAGCUUGGAGGUGUGUGAGUGUGAGGAGGAUUUUUGGAGCUGACUCAUCAGGUAGAACCUGUGCUCAGUUGCACAUUUUGGGAUUGCUGUGCCCUGACCAGCUCAGAUCUCCCCAGGAAACUGGGAUGGACUGGGAGGGUUUCUCUCUCCUUUCUGAAACAACACUAUGUGUGUCUAGAGUGGGGUUUAUUUUUUAAGAAAACCUGAUGCUGUGAUUCUUUAUCCUGUACUGAGGGGAAUUAAAACUCUGCCAUUUGGUUUUUUGGA
Messenger RNA from Oenanthe melanoleuca, 2041 nucleotides. It is a transcript of the gene LDLRAP1, whose product is annotated as low density lipoprotein receptor adaptor protein 1. The transcript has 9 exons. The coding region runs from base 20 to 937 and encodes 305 amino acids. Lineage: Eukaryota; Metazoa; Chordata; Aves; Passeriformes; Muscicapidae. The record is from RefSeq and is a predicted model, not a curated record.